AUGCCAACCUCGGAGCUGCUUCGCAACCAAGCGAAGCUUGAUAUUUCGGGGCCGAGCAGAGAAGAGAAAAUGGACGAUUUCAUCUCUAGAGGGGUAAUCAGCGAGGACGAAGCAGAAGAUCUCUAUCGGAUCAACAGCUUUCAUAUAUCGCUGAAUCACUAUCUCUGGGUUGGUUUGGAGCAGAUACACAACAGCUUAGCCUCUGUUCGUCGCUCAUCACAACUGCUCACGGCGACUAUCCUGACCGUCACAGCCCUUCAUAUACCAUCCAGUGCUAAAACAUUCGAUGAUUGCUAUAAUGAGUUCCUCAGUCUCAUUUCAUCUUCCAUGUUUUCUCGAUAUCACUCGGUAGAUGAUGUCCGGGCCCUCUGCAUUGCCGCCUUCUGGCUUUCUGAUGUCUCUUGGAAACUUUCAGGGCACGCUAUACGCAUUGCGACCGAGCUAAAUAUUCACCAAUCCUUUUUCAAAGCAUUAGAGGGUGACCCUGAGCACUUUUUGAGAGCGAGACUUUGGUAUAUGCUCUAUGUUUGUGACCAUCACUUUAGCAUCGCAUACGGACGACCUCCUAUGAUAGGCGAGAGUCUUCAGAUAAGAGAACACGAGAUAUUUCUCGAUCUUCCACUAGCAGAUGCUAUUGACUUCCGCGUCUUGUCGCAAGUAUCUCUAUUCCAAAUAUUGACUCGCGUACAUGAUUGCUUCGCUGAAAGGAGACUCCCACAUCAGGAUACCACGCGGGCCUUGCUGUCCGAGAAGAAUUUCCCACAAAUGCGAUCUUUUAACCUGGAAAUCGAUAAAUGGAGAAUUUUGUGGCAGUCUCGUCAAGUGGCAAAUAAAUACAUCGGAUCAUUUCCACCAAAAGGAAUUGUUCUCUAUGCAUAUUUUGCUAAAUUCCAGCUCAAUUCCUUCGCUGUUCGAGGGAUCAAUAUUUACGAAGGAAUAAUAUCCACGGAACGAAAAGAAUUUGCGAACAUGGCAGUCUCGGCUGCAGCAAGCUCGCUCACAUUUGUUCUAGAAGAAGAAGAUCUUCGCCGCGCUCUAGUUGGUACACCAUUAUAUGUCCAUACGAUGAUUGCAUUCUCUGCGGUCUUCCUCAUGAAAGUGGCAACAAAGUGGAAUGCAGUUGGUUUCAACGUUGAUCCCGCAUUUGUGUGGGACUUGCUCGAUCGAGUCAUACACCUUCUCAAAACAACAAUAACCAGCAAGCGACAUCUACUUUAUCACAUCGGAGCCGGCCUUGAGAAAAUGAGAACAAGACUUCUGGAGCAGGAGAAUUAUCCCCAGAGUAGCACAUCUCUUCAGCAGCAAUUUCAGACUCCCUUUGAAUGCUGUGAUGAUGAUGCGAACACGAUCAAUCAAUCAGCGUACCUUCAUGAUAGGAACGGAGACUUCAAUUCUUCUACUUGGAAUAAUGGCCCUCAUAUGGCUGCUGUGCAUGAAUUUACGAGCGACAAUGAUGGCAUGAAAAGGAAGAUUGCACCCGAUACAGAUUCCGGGUUCGAUCAAAUCAUGUCCAUGAGCAAUGACUUGAUAUAUGAAGUUUUUGGGGAGAACGAGUCAUCUUACGAUGUUUACAGUCUAUUGAGUAGUCAGUUUGCAGCAUAA
Penicillium manginii is the source of this 1602-nucleotide messenger RNA. RefSeq names its product fungal specific transcription factor domain-containing protein. Gene Ontology annotation, molecular function: zinc ion binding; DNA binding. Gene Ontology annotation, biological process: DNA-templated transcription. The record is from RefSeq and is a predicted model, not a curated record. Lineage: Eukaryota; Fungi; Ascomycota; Eurotiomycetes; Eurotiales; Aspergillaceae. The transcript is spliced from 8 exons. The coding region runs from base 1 to 1602 and encodes 533 amino acids.